Messenger RNA from Solanum stenotomum, 1691 nucleotides. Its product is annotated as probable polyol transporter 6. Gene Ontology annotation, molecular function: myo-inositol:proton symporter activity. NCBI's taxonomy places the organism in Eukaryota, Viridiplantae, Streptophyta, Magnoliopsida, Solanales, Solanaceae. Bases 122 to 1588 code for a protein of 488 amino acids. Gene Ontology annotation, cellular component: membrane. The transcript has 2 exons. Gene Ontology annotation, biological process: transmembrane transport. The record is from RefSeq and is a predicted model, not a curated record.
UUUGUUUUUUGACUAUAGAUAUCUGAAUAUAUAUUAUAGACUUUUACUAUCUUAUUUGGAGGAUUUAUUUAUAAAAACAAACUCCAAUUUCUAUUUUAGGCUUAUUGCAUUUUGGGAAAAUAUGGAGAAUGAUAAUGGAGAAAAUCCUACAAAGGUUAACAAAUAUGCAUGUGCUUGUGCAAUUGUUGCUUCUAUGAUAUCUAUCAUAUUUGGUUAUGAUACUGGUGUGAUGAGUGGAGCUAUGAUAUAUGUGAAAAAAGAAUUCCAAAUCAAUGAUGCCAAAACAGAAAUAUUAGCUGGGAUUCUAAAUUUAUGUGCUUUAGUUGGGUCACUUUGUGCUGGAAGAACAUCUGAUAAAAUUGGAAGACGUAACACUAUAAUGGUAGCGUCAGUAAUUUUCAUGAUUGGAUCAAUUUUAAUGGGCUAUGGUCCAUCUUAUAUAGCAUUAUUAGUUGGAAGAUGUAUUGCUGGUGUUGGUGUUGGAUUUGCACUUAUGAUAGCACCUAUUUAUUCAGCAGAAGUUUCAUCACCAUCGUCACGUGGAUUUUUAACAUCUCUACCAGAAAUCGGAAUAAGUAUUGGUAUUUUACUUGGUUAUUUAUCAAAUUACAUUUUUUCGCGAUUGUACCUUGAACUUGGUUGGAGAAUAAUGUUAGGAAUUGCAGCAAUUCCUUCACUUUUCUUGGCGAUUGGCAUUCUUAAAAUGCCAGAGUCUCCUAGAUGGCUUAUUAUGCAAGGCCGUGUAGGAGAAGCCAAGAAAAUAUUGUACAAAGUUUCUAAUUCCCCUCAAGAAGCUGAAAUUCGCCUCAGGGAUAUUAAAGAGGCUGUAGGAAUCGAUGAGAAUUGUAACGAUGAUAUUGUUAAGGUUCCUGAAUCAGCACAAACACAUGGGGUUUGGAAAGAAUUGUUGUUAAAACCAACUCCAUCACUAAGAUGGAUUUUAAUAGCUGGUGUUGGAAUUCAUUUCUUUGAACAUGCAACUGGUAUUGAAGCUGUUAUAUUGUAUAGUCACAAGAUUUUCGCGAAAGCAGGUGUACAUGACACUAGGAAGCAAAUACUAGCGACAGUUGGAGUUGGACUAACAAAAUUUACAUUUAUAGUGCUAUCUACUUUCUUGAUUGACAGAGUUGGGAGAAGAAAAUUGUUGUUAACAAGUUUAAGUGGCAUGGUAGUGGCAUUAGCUGGACUUGGUUUUUUCUUGACAAUUGCAGAGAAUUCUGGUGGGACACUGAUUUGGGCUUUGGUACUUAGUAUAGUUACAACUUAUGCAGUUGUGAUGUUUUUCAAUAUUGGUCUUGGUCCAGUUACUUGGGUUUAUAGUACUGAGAUAUUUCCUCUAAGGUAUAGGGCAUUGGGUGCUGGUAUUGGUGUUGCUGUUAACAGGUUGAUGAAUGCUACUGUUUCUAUGAGUUUUCUGUCCAUUUCUGAAGCAAUUACAACUGGAGGUGCUUUUUUCAUGUUUGCUGGAGUCUCUUUGGCGGCUUUGAUUUUCUUCUAUUUCAUGUGCCCUGAGACUAAAGGAAAGUCUUUGGAAGAAAUGGAAUCUGUUUUCACUAAAGGCAAGUCCUCAGAAAAUUUCAACAAAUAGACAUUGAGAGCAUGCAGGAGUUGACACUUUGUAUAUAUUUCUGUAUUUGUAAAUAGUAAUAUUUAACAUUAUUAUGAUAAGAAAAUAUCUGAUUAUGUCCAAA